This is a messenger RNA of Daphnia magna, 898 nucleotides long. RefSeq lists its product as uncharacterized. The transcript has 3 exons. The record is from RefSeq and is a predicted model, not a curated record. Bases 192 to 671 code for a protein of 159 amino acids. NCBI's taxonomy places the organism in Eukaryota, Metazoa, Arthropoda, Branchiopoda, Diplostraca, Daphniidae.
UCUAUCAAACCCUGUGGACAUUUUUAGCUAGAAGGGGGAAGGGUAGGGUGGUAGGCCGUAAGGCCGAGCAAGGGUUGCAUAGAGCACGCGGUUCGAGCACAAGACGUCAUGAAUAAACCAGCAUGGUAUUUUUUAACGUAACUAAAACUCAGUGAGUCGGCUUCGAUCUCGGAUACCAUUGCCGUCCCACCAUGGCUGCCAUCGACGCAGGACCUAGAAGACAACGAGGAAUACUAGGGCUCCUGUGCGGUACUAUAAGUAUUAGAAAAAAUAUAUUGUGCAUUGGGGACAACAGUAUUGCAGAGAGUGAGACAACGGAUCGAUGUGGCAGGCCAGAUAACCAGCAGCAACCGGAUAUCGAGAUUCCAUAUCCGUCUGUCUGCGACCCUGCUGCUGUAACGAUACCAUCACCUGUACUAGUCUCGAAGAAGCUUGCCGAAGAAGCUGUGGCCAAACGUCGCAAUGUUCGUUUUAAGAACCAUGCUACCGUUAUCGAGGAGGAGGAAGAAAUUGAUUCCGAGCGCUUUCCAACAACCGAAACGAACCAAGAACUUUUACUUGAAAGUACUAACACAACUACGACGGGAAAAAAAUAUAAUAGAAGAACUAGACAAAAAAAGAUGGCACCAGCCCCUCCUCUGCCUGGUAUCGUUGACAAUGCUUCUUACUGAAUUUUUUGGCCACUUACCGUUAAUAACCUAAUAUUAUUAAGUUUACGUCUUUUACAAAAAGCCGUUAUUAGGGACAUUUUGAUAAUCUUCGUUCACAUUGUAAAAUGCAAUCUUGUUAUUUCUCAUUGAGGAAAAUUUCGGCCGUUUACCGAAUAUCAGCUUAAUUAGCUACUAUUUUUAGGUUUAAUGGCAUUUCUCAAUACAUCGUUUGUUAUUCCUUCCCAUAA